AUGAGAUUAAUCGUCCUUUUGUUUCUAACGUAUUCUUCCGCCUAUGCCAUAUCGCUUAACACGUACUGGGAUGAAAACGAUACCGUACAACUUUCGAAAGUGCUUGAGGAUGUGUUGAAAACGAAGAAAGACAAGAUCGCUUCUCUGCACUAUGCUGUAAGUGGCCUUAAGCUUCUUAAUGUCGCACCAUCAGCUACGUUAGCGCAGGCAGUGUGUGAAGUUACUAAGAAGGCUGAUUUGAAAGUGCUUGAGACUCUAUACCAUGCGUCUGCUCUUUCUGGUGACCUGCCUAGUUGUGCCCUUAGUAAAAUUAACGAAGCACAAGCAACUAUCGAAAAUGUGUUGACCGAUUCUAAUCCUAAUGGUGAAAAGAUUACACAAGCACUACGUAGCGCAGACCGCUUGGGAAUAAAAGUGAACAAGGCCGCCUUUGAUAAACUGUUGGAAGCAUCAAUGAAAGCCGACGAUUCUCCCAAUAAUCUUGCGUGGGUCUUUAACGCAGCCUCUCUUCUCGAUAAGCUCGCUGCUGCCAAGUAUUUUGAAAAGAUUAAAAACCUUGUUUCUCAGGCUGAUGAGGUUGACAAGCGUUUUCUACAGUUUGACGGAGGGUUGUUUACAACUGCAAAUGCUAUCCAUGGAAUUUUGUCCUUGGCUGAGCUUCAAGGGAAAGUUCCUGCUAUUACCAAAGAUCAAAUGUCUCUAUUUACCAACUACCUUCUUUCGCGUAAGCAUGUCUUCACGGAGAAGUCAGCUUUUUUCCUGCUUAAUGCUCUAGGAGUUCUUGUUAAUAAUCAUCAGCUUGUUCCUGUUUCAACACUACUUGUUGGACCCAUCAUGGCUGAUCGCUCGAAGCCUUUAACAAUUACUGUUUGCAACGUGUUUGGCCUACCAGUUGUCUCGUCUAGUGUACGAGUUGACAUCACACCCGUGGGAACGACAAAGUCGAUAGUUUCAAACCUGAAGUUGACUCCAGUUAAAGGAUCUCCAAAGCUGUAUACGAUCCCAGCUGACAAGCUGCCAGUAAUGGCUGGUUUCUACAGCGUUGCUGUAAAGAUUGAUUCUGAUGACAAACGUCUAGUUGGUCUGACUGAGUCUAACAUUCUUUUUAAAAUUUCUGAUGACAUCACAGUUGACGAUCUGAAAGUUGGUGUGCUUGAAAAGGACGAGGCAAUUACUGGAACUUCACUUACAAACGUUGCACAGUUCUCAAAGUUAGGCAAGACACUUACAGCCGACUACACGAAACGUUUAUACGUUUCUUUUUCUGUUAAGAGGAAAUCAGAUGGGCAGUUGAUUAAACCCAGUCAGGCUUUCGUUUUAUUUAAACACACUGAUGGCUCUGAAGUGUUCUACACUGCAGAUUUGCAAAAUGGUGGCGGUUACGUUGUCGAUAUAUAUCUUGCCAGUGGUCAUAAGGAUUUUGAGAGCUUGUCUGGAAAAUACACGGCGUCUCUAAUUAUUGGCGAUGCACUAAUCAGAACACCUCUGAAUUGGUCGUUUGCGGAUUUUACACUCACUCUUCCUUAUGCGGCUGAAGAAGUUAUACCAAAAUCUCAGCGAAUAGUGUACAAUGCCUUGGAUGAAAUCAGGCACGCGUUCCGUCAACCCGAAAAGAGGCCGUCGGUCAUUGUCUCAGACGCUUUCACAGUGAUUUGUCUCUCACCACUAUUCUUACUUAUUGUUUUAUGGCUCCGCAUUGGAUUAAACUUUGGCAACAUGCCACUGAGUAUCUGGACAUUGUUCUUCCACGGUGGUCUCGCAGUAUUAUUCACGUUGUAUUUUGUAUUCUGGCUUCAACUCAACAUGUUCGAAACGCUGAAAUAUCUUGCUUUUAUUGGUGUUUCCACAUAUCUUUCGGGCAAUCGCGUUCUAAAGGCAAUCGCUGCUAAGAGGAACCUGACCUCUGUCAGUCCUCGACCUAUCGUCACGUGGGAUAAGGCGGAACGUAUUCGUCGAAAUGAAGAGAUCUGGGCAAACCCGGAUUCUAUUGUUCAUCGCUUACCAAAACAUUAUUGCAAACGGUACUGGGAUAAUUUAUUGCGUGACGUUGCUCCUGUGCAUUAUCGGCCACCUGCUUCUCGCUUGUACUGGGAUCCAAUAAGAAAAGUCGAAAUCGAAGCAGAGAACUACCCACUGCUCGUGAUUUACCCUCCGGAAGCUGAUGAAGGGCUAUGGGGAGGUGAAGGAGUAGUGAAAGGUUGGAAAGAAUCUCGUCCAUACACUAAAAAGAAGAUUUUACCAAGGCACUGGGUCCCUCGUCUCUAUUUCCCCGCUCUUAAAACCCAUGUACUCUAUUCAGAAAUUCUUGACAAGCACAUGAAAAUCACGGUUACGGAAAGGGCACUUCGGCUGAUUGAACAAAAUUUUGGGCUUGAUUACUAUAUUCUUCGUACUCCAGAGAUCGAUCUCGCUUCAAGACUUGGGAAUAGACUGAAGCGUGAAAUGUUGCUUACGCUUGCUAAUAAUGCAUGUUAUCCAGAUAGUGAUGAACGACGCAAUUAUAUAAUGAGGAAGUAUGCUGAAUUUGUAAUGCCUGCCGAAGAAGCUGAAUGGGUUGGGUUGGAUUUGAAUGAAGCAGCACGAAAGCAACAAGAUAUUGAAGAACAGCAGGUUUCAGAGCCACUGAAAUUCAAGUAUGAAAGAGAGCUGGUGUCUCGAUUACAUGCCGGAACGGAUUUGAUUGCAAAUGAAGAAGAAUUUAUCCCUAAGACUCAAGAAAGCAAAUUCGGUGAUCGGCUGUUAGGGAAGUUCUUCAAUCCAGUUGCAAAGCAUUUCCGAAGGUAG
Molecule: messenger RNA, 2784 nt
Organism: Angiostrongylus costaricensis
Lineage: Eukaryota; Metazoa; Nematoda; Chromadorea; Rhabditida; Metastrongylidae
Source: the annotation of a GenBank genome assembly